Parathielavia appendiculata is the source of this 2040-nucleotide messenger RNA. Its product is annotated as Tcp11-domain-containing protein. The coding region runs from base 1 to 2040 and encodes 679 amino acids. The transcript has a single exon. The record is from RefSeq and is a predicted model, not a curated record. Lineage: Eukaryota; Fungi; Ascomycota; Sordariomycetes; Sordariales; Chaetomiaceae.
AUGUCGACUCACAGAAGACAGGACUCCGGGGAGGAGCCGAUACCAACCGAGACCGCUCCGGAGACGCGCAGCCCAACUUCCGAGUCAGAUGCCGAAGAGCUCUCACCGCCUCCCCAGGAUUUGCCCAGAGGUUCGCGGAAACUCAGCCAGAGCGGGUCGGACAGAGGCGCGCGGGUAGGGACUGUAGCGACGCCUCCCCAAGGACUAUCAAGGAACCCUUCCACCUGCUCGACAAGCUCCAACGCGAGACCGCAUGCCGAAUAUCUCCCAUCACGCACACUGGUCCCAGAACAGCGGCCGCCACUACCAACAUCGUAUCUCAGCGCGACAGCCCCGCCAUUAGAACCCCCAGUCACCAAGGCAACCCUCAGUGAGCUCGACGUGCAGAAGAUUGUACAUAAUCCCAAGCUCCGUCACGAUAUCAACUUCGAUCCCGAGUUGCACUUCCGGCCGAAUCUGGAUGGGGAAAAAGGGAAGAGGAAGCAAGACAAGGCGAACCAGUUCUGGAACACCCUGUUUGACCAGCUGAUGUUGUUUGUCAUGGAUAGGGAGGCAUUCCACGCGAGGUACGGCCAUGGGGAUUGGUGUCUGCCGGCGCUUCUCCGCGCAGUCAGGGACAUUAUCGAGACGUUGGUGCCACAGCGGGACCGGGACCUCCUCAACGAAGGGCUGAACGUGGACCUGCUGAUGCAGCAGUUCAACCGGGGCGUUGCCGACCUGGAAAAGCUGGCCUCGUGGUUGGCGAGCAUUCUCAAGCUCCACUGUGCCCCGAUGCGCGACGAGUGGGUCGACGAAAUGUACCAGGAGCUGAGCAACGGGAACCGCAACAACGACAUGACCGAACUGGUCAAGGGCAUGCGCAGCCUGCUCAGCGUGCUGGAGGCCAUGAAGCUCGACGUGGCGAACCACCAGAUUCGAUGCCUGCGCCCUGUGCUCAUUGAGGAUACGGUUCACUUCGAGCAGCGAUUCUUCGUGAGGAAGAUGCAAUCGGGGAAGCUCAGCAUCGCCGACACCAGGACAUGGUACCGCGCAGCUCAGGAGUACACGGAGCGGUUGUACGCGAGUUCGCCGAUGCCCUUCCUGCAGGCAUUCGGCGAGAUGUCCGUCUUCUUCGAGGCGCUCUCCAGGCUAGUCCUACCGUCGACGUGCCUCAAGGACGUGCCGCCGACAUUUACCUUUGACGAGGACCGGAUACUCAAGCUCCGCUCCGACAUGCACGACAGCAUAUGCCUCGAGGUCUGCAUGCGCAAGUUCGAAGACCUGGAGCGCCUGUCGAGGGUGACACAGCUGUGCGCCAGAAUCCCGUCGUAUGUCGCUGACGAGGCCGCCGACAGCCGGCUAUCGGGUGACUUGAACUUCAUGGCCGCGGGCGCCUCGCGCCCGUCCAGCCUCGCCUUCAGCGACCGCAGCUCCAACUACUCGUCGCCUCGGACGUCGGGCGCCUUCUUUGCGCAACCCGCCCCAGACUCGGCCGACUCGCGCUCCCGGGCGUCAGAACUGUACAACUCGCUCCUCGCCCUCCUCCACACCACCCCCCCGGCCAGCAGCCCCGCCGAGCGGUGGAAGGAUCUCGCAGGCCCGGUGGCCCUGCAGAUCCUGCGCUAUGCCAACGCGCCAACCUCGCUGCCCGGGUUCGAGACCCAGCUGGCCGCGUGCCUGGAUGUCACCAACUCGGAUAUCUUCCGGGACGUUGAGUCCCACUUCCAACAGCGCCUCCUCGCCGAGCUGGCGCGGCGGGUGAACGAGUUCAAGAAUUUGUCGGGCGUCGCGCUCUUCUCGCACGCUACCGGCGGUGGCCUGCGGGCGCAGGGACCCCUCGGCCGGCCGCCGCUGCCGCUUGCCGCUGCUGCGGACCGGCAGCAGCGCGCCAGUGGGCUGUUUGGUGAGCCGCCGCGCGAUCCCCGCGAGGAUGGGGGUGUCGAGGACAUGGCGAUCCGACUGGCGCAUCUGGGCGUGCUGCACUGGCGGGUGUGGGCGCCGCUUGCGUAUGAGGUGGAUGUGGAGAGCGAGUUGACUCCCAUGCAGAACUCGAUGAUGUGA